AUUGCCUGAAAAGCAAUGAAAGGCUGGCUGCUUCUGGCUGUUGCUUUUCUUCUUUGGCCAGGCUGCUCUUCUCAAAAUGAAUGUGAAGAACCAAAUGAGAUUGACUUUGGGGAAAUUGUGAGCAUUGAGAAAGCCAAGUACCUGCAAAAUGACCGAGUACAAUACAGGUGCAACCCUGGCUAUGUCUUGGAAGGACCUGAAUGGAUUCAGUGUAAGGGACAAGAAUGGACACCUCAUCCACCAAAAUGCUUGGCACCCUGCAGUAUCACAAGACAACAGUUAGCAGCAAAAAACUUGUUUUUGUUUGGGAAUCAAAGAAAAGCUCAGCUUAUUCAAAGUAACCAGAACCUACAAUUUCAGUGUAAUGAAGGAUAUGUGCUUGUGGUUCCAUCAGUCAGAAAGUGUGUUGACGGUUACAUGGAUUUCCCAUUAUGUAUCUCUGAAAGAGGACAAAGCUGCGGGGAUCCACCCAGGAUUGAGAAUGGAGACAUUAUUCCUUUAUCUGAGCAGCAGUACAGAUCUGGCUCUUCAGUAGAAUUCAGAUGCCAAGAGUAUUAUGCCAUGGAAGGUCAGAACAGAUCUUUCUGUGACAAUGGGGCCUGGACAAAACUGCCUGUUUGCCUCGGUAAGCAGAAUUGA
Pseudonaja textilis is the source of this 639-nucleotide messenger RNA. Lineage: Eukaryota; Metazoa; Chordata; Lepidosauria; Squamata; Elapidae. The record is from RefSeq and is a predicted model, not a curated record.